AUGGAAAUGAUACCUUGUUCAAGAAAUCUCUUGUUGUUACUAUGCUUUAUCAUCUUAAUAGGGUUUACAUAUACUGAAUAUAUUUGUCAAAUUAUGCCAAAUAUUUCAAUGAAUUUUGGUAUCUUAGGGGAACCGAUUGAUAAACGUCAAUAUGGUGGAAAUCGAUUGAAAUUUAUUGUUAUAUAUAGAGAAAGUAUUCAAAGGCAUAAUUUAUUUGGUCAAUUCAAAUCUGAAAUAGUAGAAAAAGCUCUUAAUUUUUGGGAAAGAACAUUAAGUGUUAGAAGACCACCAAAUAGAAAAUUACUUAUUGAUAGAGGAUGUGUUGAACCAGUAUUUUAUACAGAUGGUAGAACAGGUAAAAAGUUCUGUAAAUCACAAUGUAAACAGAAAGCUCUAUGUUAUGAUCAUCCAGUUCCAGAUCAAUAUGCAUCUGGAUGUGCUAUGGGAAAUGGAGGUGGUGAUAUAAGAGAUGUUUAUCAAGAUGGUCCAGGAUUUGCACCAAAUGAAUAUGUUCUAUUUGUUGAAAGUGAAAAUAAACAAGGUUGUCUAUCUGGAGCAACAUUAGCAUAUGCUGGUCCAUGUGAAAUGCAUCCUACAACUGAUAGGCCAAUUAUGGGUUCAAUCAAUUUUUGUCCACAGAAAAUGGAGAUUCAAGAGCCAGCGAAAACAAUGUUAAUUGGAACAGCUAUACAUGAACUAGGUCAUGCCUUGGGAUUUGUAAAAUCGAAUUUUGCUUUGAUGCGUGAUCCAGAAGGUAACCCAAGAACACCAAGAGAUCCUAAAUCAGGUAGACCACCUCUAAAUAAUGAAAGACAAUAUUCUGCAAGUGAAAAUACAGUCAGAAUAAUCAACCGUCCAUGGGUUACAGCUGCCGGGACCUUUUCAAAACCUUUCAUGUCUUUUGUUACACCAGUCUUGCUUGAAGAAGCACGCAAACAUUUUAACUGUCCUAAUUUGGAUGGACUUGACAUAGAGAAUGAAGGUGGACAAGGAACAAUCGGUACACACUUUGAAAAGAGAGUAGUUGGUGAUGAAACAAUGGCGGGUGUUACUGGAGUGAAAUCUGUACUUUCAAGGCUUACAUUGGCAUUCUUCACAGAUUCUGGUUGGUGGGAUGUUGACUAUUCAUUAGCUGAACCAUGGUAUUAUGGAAAGAAUUUAGGUUGUAGCUUUGUUAUGGAAAGUUGUUAUGCCUACAUGAUGCGAAUGAAACAAGCAGGAAAAAGUACGGAACCCUAUUGUGAUGAACCAGAUACUUUAAAAUGCUAUCAUCAAAAAGCAUUUGGUAUUUGUGCUGUUGGACGAUUUACUCAACGCUUACCACCUACUGAACAAUAUUUCAAUGAUCCUACUCAAGGAGGGACUAGCGUAUUAAACGAUAGAUGUCCAUUGAUUCAACCUAUGCGUAGCUUUUUCAAUGAACCACUUGUAACAUACUGUGAUCAUCAGUUGAACAUUCCUGUUGCUCAAAGGGGAAAUAUGUUUGCUCAAGAUUUUGGUAAUAAUUCAAUGUGUAUUAUACAUAAAGGAGCAUGGAGAGCUGAAAUGAAUGGAAAAGCAACAAAUGAUCCUCGAGUUAAAGCAACAUGUCAUCAGUAUUCAUGUUCUGGUGGUCUUCAAGUGAUUAUUAAUGGUAAACCAUUCCAGUGUAAUUCAGGAGUAGCCAAAAUUCAAACUAAACAAAUUCAAGGAGAAAUAAUCUGCCCUAAUCCUAAUAUUGCUUGCAGGAUUGCAUUACAUCAUAGUAGAUGUAUCUAUGAUAAACAGUAUUUAUGA
Messenger RNA from Schistosoma rodhaini, 1776 nucleotides. Lineage: Eukaryota; Metazoa; Platyhelminthes; Trematoda; Strigeidida; Schistosomatidae. The record is from the annotation of a GenBank genome assembly.